Dendronephthya gigantea is the source of this 3497-nucleotide messenger RNA. RefSeq lists its product as uncharacterized. The transcript is spliced from 15 exons. Bases 220 to 3282 code for a protein of 1020 amino acids. The record is from RefSeq and is a predicted model, not a curated record. Lineage: Eukaryota; Metazoa; Cnidaria; Anthozoa; Malacalcyonacea; Nephtheidae.
UUUCAGAAAUACACUAUUAUUUAUAAAAACUGAUGAAAGCACUUUUUAUUCAAUUGCUUGUCAUCACCUUUCUCGACGUGAUCCUAGCACAAUUAUUGAAAUCAAUAUUCCCGGGUCAACGCAAAAGGACUUCCGUUUCAGCGCUGUUUCCUCGAUAUCAGUUUCGCUCAAUAUAAAAACGAUAUCACAUCUUUUUUCUGCAGAAAACCUUGAAUCGUGAUGGACACCAUGACUAGACUUGCGUUCUCCGUAUAUCUAGUGGUUACAGUAUUUUUCGUGCAUUGCUCUGGUGCUUCCGAAACAAAAUUUGUUAGGAAUCGCCCUAAACAACUUGAUCUCCAAGAGACAGCUGUUAUUAAUGAACUUAAUAUAUCAGGAGCUGUUCUUGCUGAAAGCGAUGAAGGGUUUAAUCUGAACACUGAGGAAGACAGUUCUGGUCAAGGGCGAAAGAAACGUCAAAUCACAACCACCAACCCGCUACUUCUUUUACUUAGACAAGAAUGUGAAGGCAUACUUCUACGAUGGCUUAUAGGCAACCUUCCUUUAAGUCCUGACUUCCACACUAGCAAUUCAGAGUUCAGUCAUUACAACAUCUAUCGUGAAACGACCUUCUUUAUAACUGUGAGGGGCAGGCAACCGAUUGCAUCAGGAAAGAAUAUAGCUGAACUUCGAAAUCUAAAGCUACAAAAAUGGUUUGAUAAAUUUCCUCCAACCGGAACAAGACUUUAUUAUGCAGUCACCAUUGUGAACAACAAGGGGGAAGAACCGAGAUUAGUGAUCCCUAAACAGAUAUCGUUCGUUGGCAGUUUUGAGAAUGUUGGCACUAACCCGGCAAGAUUCAUGCCCAAUAUCAUACAAGGGAGCGUAAUGACUCACAGUGUUGCAUAUAAUAAUCUGCGAAAUGAAUAUUUUGUUGUUUUGGAUGUGGACCAGAACAGUGACAACAUUCCUGACCGAGUGUAUGGUUGGCGUACCAAUGCACAGGGACGACUUUUAGAUAACCGUGUGAUUGAUUUCACACUUAGUCGUGUGGCAUCAAGGGAGCAAGGCCAUCCGACUGUGGCAUUCAAUCCUAGCACUCAAGAAUACCUGGUUGCGUGGCACGUCAGUGCGUCAUUAAUACAGGGGGGCGUUCACAUGAUUUUUGCGCAAAAAGUCUAUGACAAUCAAACCAAAACCACAAGUCAUGCUUAUGGUCUGGUGGGUUCUCGAUUUGACUAUGGAUUUCGUCCCGUAACUAGACCAAAUUUAUUGUACAACUCUGGCUCCGGUGGGUAUGUGAUGUCAGUUGUGGUGAACAGGCCGCCAAAAAAUCUAGCCACUGUAUUCGUGAAGCCCAAUGGCAGAAACGCGACUGUGAUGGUGUUUUAUGCAGGCUUAGUGUUAGGAGGAAAGCUCUUUAUGGACACCAGAAUUCAACAAGUGUACAUUGUCUAUCAAGUUCCAACCCUGGCUAUCAAUCUGACGUCGGGGAAUGAUGCCACGCAUAAGCAGUAUCCUUACGUAAUCUUACUUUCAAAGGCUAGUGCAACCGGUGAACUUUUGAAAAUAGGCAGCGCUAUGGCUAAGAGAUAUGUGAUUGGUUAUACCAGAGAAGCAAAUGCUCAUAUUGAUGGCUAUUUUGAACGUGGGAAUGGGUGGUUGAAUGUGUUUUGGAACAACAGGGAAAAUGGUAGAUAUGUACUUAAUUCGUCAAGUCUGGUUGGUAUACCAGGAUUAUUUUUACAAGAAACGAUUUCACACAAUUGUCAGCAACAUAGGAAUGUUAAGAAUUCGGCUUCUUGUUUUUUGCCGACCAGCAACGCUCAUAUUAUGAUCUGGGAGGAGGGAGCAAGGCUUGGUGGAUACCUCGUGAAAAAUGGGGCUUUUAAUCCGGUGCGUGGAAUCCAACGCAGCGCUGUUGUUACCUACAACGCUCGGCAAAGGAGAGCACUUGUUGUCUACCAGCAAACUGUUUAUGGACGUAGAGUGUUGUUUGCCAGGAAUAUUGCUCCAAGUUCGUCCUCCAGAUGUAGUCCAAGGUGUAGGUCGAACGAAAGAUGUGCUAUGAAGGAUGUAUGUGCUCCAAGGAACUCAGUCGUUGUCAAUAAUGGUUCAACAUGCUUAAAAGAUAAUGGUGGAUGCAGUCAUAUUUGUAAAAGUCAUCCCAAUGGAAGAACGUGUUCUUGCCGUCAAAAUUAUACACAAGCCUUGGAUGGAAUGAAAUGUUUUCUAACAGCUGCCAAGCCAGAUGUCUCUCUGUUGUACUCGACAGCAGAUUCAAUUUGGUCAGUAAGUGUUUACUAUGCAGAGAAACGUGCAUCAUUUUCACGACUCCCAAUCAAUGCGCGACGCAUUAUUUCCCUCUUCUACAAUGCGAAGGACAAAUAUAUAUACUGGUCCGACUCCACAUUACGAAAGAUAUACAAGGCGCAUUUGAACGGAACGAAUAAGCAAGAAAUUAUAAACGGUAACGUCAUCGUACCAGGCGGUAUGAUUGUCGAUCCAGAAGCGAGAAGAUUGUAUUGGGCUGAUACUCGUAUUGGAACCGUGUUUCGUUCCACCUUAGACGGAGCAAGUGUUGUCUCGUUUAUUACUGGUAUAAAUAAACCAAGAGACCUAACACUCCACCAGAAGAACCGAUGGUUAUUCUGGACAAACUGGGGCUUCCUAGCAAAAAUAGAACGAAUCAACACGGACGGUAGCAACCGAGUCGUUCUCGUUCAAAGCGGUCUUCUUAUGCCUAAUGGUUUAACAAACGAUGGAAAAUAUUUGUACUGGGCCGAUACUCUUUUCAAGAGAAUAGAGAUGAGCAAUUUAGAUGGAAGUGGAAGAAUCACUCUGACAACGAAAGGUAUUAACCGACCAUAUGGUUUGGGAAUAGCUGGACACAGAUUGUACUGGACAGAUUUGUCUGGUCAUAUUCGUUCAUUGGAUAAACGCCAUGCCUACCAAGAACCUGAAGUGCUUGCAACUGGAACUACAAACGCAUUCUCUUUGCAGAUCUACAAUGGGACGGCGUUUCUGAAUGCUUUACCAGUGUUCACCAGGCUGCCUAGUGACCAGACUGUUUACGCUUCAAAGUCGGUGCUCAUUAGAUGUUCAAGUAAUAUAGCUCCAAUCACGUGGUACAAAGACGGCAAAGUACUGGGGCCCUCCCGCAGGCAUUUCAAGGAUCGUAUCACAGGUUAUCUGCUCAUUUUCAAAGUGUCCGUUAGCGACACAGGAUUGUAUACCUGUGAAGCGAAGAAUGUGGCUGGGCGCAUACACGCAUCAAUGUCUUUGACGGUGAAACCAAAAUAAAUUGGAUAUAAAAUUUCGAAAUUUUCUGGAUAAACAAUCAUAUGAAAUUGAUUAAAAACGGUUAGUCAUAUGUCGACAGCUCGCUUUAAUUUAGAUGUGUCAGGUCGGAUUAAUUGGAUUUAAUAGAUUGGAUUGGUUAACACGAUUAUGAGAAACUGAUUUCAAAAGCGAAAGUUUUAUUCUUAUAGUUUUUACUUCACUGAAUAAAUUAACAU